GCGAGCGAUCGCUUCAACAUCAGCAGCCAGUUGGAGCACAUGCAGGCGAGAUACGUGGGCACGGGACAUGCUGACACCACCAAGUACUUUUUGGCAGUGAGCAUCCACAGGGACAGCUAUGCAUCAUAUGUGGGGUACCACUUCACCCGCUGCUGGCCUUCUCUCCUCUCGCUGUGCCUAUGUUUCCUCUCUCUCACUGUGCCGAUGUUUCCUCUCUCUCACUGUGCCUAUGUUUCCCCUCUCUCACUGUGCCGAUGUUUCCUCUCUCUCACUGUGCCUAUGUUUCCCCUCUCUCACUGUGCCGAUGUUUCCUCUCUCUCACUGUGCCUAUGUUUCCCCUCUCUCACUGUGCCGAUGUUUCCCCUCUCCCUCAACCCCUUCCCCCCUUCCCCCAGCGAGUGGGCGGUGAACAUCCACAGGGACAGCUACGCCUCCUACGUGGGGCACCACCCGCUGCUGGCCUUCUUUGCCGUGGCGGAGAAUGAGAGCAUCGGCCGCGAGCGAUACAACUUCAUGCAGCGCAUGCUGCUGCCAUGUGGGCUGCCGCCAGACCGUGACGAGGAGUGA
Molecule: messenger RNA, 567 nt
Organism: Closterium sp. NIES-65
Lineage: Eukaryota; Viridiplantae; Streptophyta; Zygnematophyceae; Desmidiales; Closteriaceae
Source: the annotation of a GenBank genome assembly